AUGCUGGCACUGCCAAUACCUUCGGAAACGAGAUUCGUGCGCACCUUGUAUGAUGUUGAUCGUACAAGACCUUCGCCGUUUGGGUGGAAGCGAUGCACCAAGAAACCUCGUCGCUACAUUCGAAGGAUGGGGCUCGUUGAGUCUUUCUUCAACACCAUGGCAACGCUGCACGAAGGACGAACCGACAUCUUCUACCGCCUGCCUCUGAGCUGUUCUGCUCGCGUCUACGAACAGCUCACCCAUCGUUUGCCGCUCGUCUGGGCGUUGAUGUGCCGUCGGCAUCCUCUCCUCAGCGCUCACGUCGACACCUUGACACCUGACGGUACCUCUCUGGACCCACAAGAGGCAGCGACAAGACGGCAUACUGGCGAAGCAGCAGAAGACGGCUCGAGCUCCUUCGAGCCUCAUUUCGUUUUUGACAUGCCCGCAUCUGCAUCCGACUUGCUCGAACAAGCAACACAGCGACUCGUAUGGCUUCCGGAAGCAUGGCAAAAGGACUUACAGUCACCUUCAGGUACUAGUGCCACCGAAUUGUCCGGCGAUGAUGCAGUUGUCACGUGGCUCGACACCUUUGUUUGGAACGGCAAGCGACGAUUCCUCAGUCAAUACUCUCCAUUCGGCUUGGCCAGGCUCAUCCUUCUUCCGCCAUCGUUUUCCAGCAGAAGCGGAGACCAGGUCCACUUUGAUUUGAUACUGUGUACUGCUCAUUGCAUCUCAGAUGGUCUCAGCAUCUCGAGCCUUGCCGGCGAGCUGUUGCAGGUUCUCGCUUCUCCACAGUUGCCCGUGGACCUACCUCCACUCGUGACAGAGGCAGAUGCUUCGGCAGAUGUGACGGAAGCAUCUCGAGCUAGGUACGAAUCGGUCAGCGACGACAUCAAGCAAUGUCUGCUGAGCGGCCUCUUUGACUCUGCUCAGCCGAGAGCACAGGAUAGAGGCGAUGACGGGCUCCAAGAAGCUCACUUUGCGGCGCUUCUCCCCCCUUCGAUAGAAGCUACGUAUCCCGAGCUGUUACCUGUACAGUCUCAAUCAUCAGCGCAAGAUUCUUCUCUUCCCAGCUCCCGACUUGCGAAGCUGCGUUGGUUCUGGACCAUUCGGCGCGUCAUCCGCCAGAUCCGGGCAGCUGAAGCCGAGAAGGCAAUUCUCUCAGACUUCAAAGCAAACCGCUCCGUCAAGGAUGUCGAGGAGCCGUGGUGGGGAGCCCAGACCAGAUGGUCGGUGGUGCGUCUAUCAACCGAGGAUACAUCUGCCCUGACGCAGUUUUCCAAGCGAAAGGGGGUCAGAGUCGGUUCGCUGCUUUACGCUGUGGCAGCUUGUGCGCUCAACACGCUCGAGAACAAGCACAUGCCUCCCGGCAGUCGCCCCGAGCAGCCAACAGCCACGGUGAUGGGCUUUCCCUUCUCCGUGCGAAGGUUCCUCGACGCUCGUGCGGCCGUGGACACAUUGCAACCUGUCGACGCUCAGGAUCCGUUGAUGGACCCCUCGAGUCUCGGAGUGAAGCUUGGCUUCAACGGCGUCUCGCUUCCACCUGCAGACGUGUUUUCUCUGCCAGAAAUGCCGUCGACCAAUGCUGUACGGCUGAGCGCGUUUCAGGCCGCCCAGUUGUGGCAGACGGCCCGACAAGUGCAAAGGCAGUUCAACAGCAUCUUUCAGGAGCCUCGCUUCAUGCACGCAGAUGGGUUUUUGACGGGUCUCGAACGUGAGACGCGCUUCCGUCGAAACGGUGUAAAGGACGUCUUUGAGGUGUUCAAGGAUGAUGACGAGGCCGAGGAGGUGGCGGGUCAGGACGAGCGUCGGCCAGGUCUGACCAAGAAGAAUAUGCAGGGCCCUGGGUCUUCUCUCAACUUCAGUAUGGUCGGGCUGCUGGAUCCUGUGCUACCAUCACAGCUUACGUUGCCUUUUGCGGGGCCGCAAAGCGAGGGUGCUGCAACCCUCCAAGUGCGCGAGAACCUGAUGUUUGGCGUUCGGACCAGAGCAGGCGAAGCAUUCGGAACAUCGUUCACUUUCCGCGGACAGCUCAAUCUGGAACUUGGUCAUGAUACAGUGGUAUGGGAUACGGUAAAGAUAGAAGAGUAUCUGGCAUUGAUGAAGGGCAUCAUCGAGGCGCUUGUCGCCUUUGAACAGGGUCGUUGA
Pseudozyma hubeiensis SY62 is the source of this 2130-nucleotide messenger RNA. RefSeq lists its product as hypothetical. The record is from RefSeq and is a predicted model, not a curated record. The transcript has a single exon. The coding region runs from base 1 to 2130 and encodes 709 amino acids. Lineage: Eukaryota; Fungi; Basidiomycota; Ustilaginomycetes; Ustilaginales; Ustilaginaceae.